AUGCAUAUUUCACAGGAUGCAUAUGGAGGACUUGGCCAGACUGAGAAUAGGCAUGAGGUGGCAAGACAACCCCUGCAUGAAGCAGCUAAAGUUAAGCUGGCAACAUAUGACGGCAGAGAGGACUGGGACUCAUUUUUGCUUCCCUUUGAACGUCAGGCUCGUAAAUGUGGUUGGACAGGGGCGGAGAGGGUAGAUAAGCUUCACGAAUGUCUCCGUGGGGUUGCAAUACGUUAUGUCUGCUUCUUGCCUGAACACAUCCGUGAAGAUUACACUCUCCUCAAAGAGCAGCUUACUCAAAGAUUUGGAGUAAAAGACCCCCCCACCACUGUUCGCAGGAAGUUGGGAGAGCUGCGCCAGUGCAAAGAAUCACCAGCAGAGUUUGCAGAGGAAGUGCGACGCCUGGUGAGUUUGGCAUAUCCAGGAACAGAUUUAUUACUCCAGGAUCAGCUGGCAACUGAUGUCUUCCUGAAAGGGCUAAGGAACCAAAAGGUAGCCUAUGAAGUAAUGAAUCGUGACCCUCCAUCAUUGGCUGAGGCACAAAAGCUCGCUGAAGCCCACGAACACAAUUUUAAAGCAACUCUGGGUCGUGAGGCUGAGAUGAGAGCAGGGAGGGCCCGGCGUAUCUCCUGGGCUGAUGAGGGUGAAAACGUUCCGGACAACUGUUGCCCCACCUCUAGACGCCUCCAGAGCCCAAAGUAUGUAACAGAGGAUCAAUUUAAAAUGCUUAUGGACAAAGUGGAGCAGCUAAAUUUAAAGUUAGAACGCCUUCAGAGCGUGUCAGCUGAUUGUGGAACUGCUACAUCAGUCUAUACCAACAGAAAACAAGAACAAGAAAGUGACAAGAUGGCAUCACGUCAGCUUCCUGCUCAAAAUUCCCGAGCCAGGUCACCAAGCCCAAGCCAAAUGAACAAGCCCAUCUGUUUUCGUUGUGGUGAAACUGGGCAUAUGAUGAGGGAGUGUUCAAGAUCACCAAGUCCAGUUCGACGCAAAAACAAUCCCAGAGAGUCUACUUCUGAAUCUCACAGGGGCAUCGAAAGUAGGGAGGCUCAGCACCUUGCACCACAACUUGGGCGUACAACUAAGAAGGGUCCUAGCUUACAAGUUGAAAUGACUGUCAAUGGCCUACCUGUUAAAGCAGUUGUUGACACUGGCGCAGAGGCCACAGUAAUUUCAGAAGAAGUUUAUAACAUGCUGCCACAGGAAGCAAAGAAGCCGCUCAAGAAAACAUCUCUCCGUAAUGCGGGAGUGGGAAGCAAUAUGCCUGGUUUGGGUGAGUUGGAGGUGACGUUAGGAAUUGGGAAACGCAAGUUCAAUUGGAAGGUCUUUGUUGGCCAGAUUCACGAUGCUCUGCUCCUAGGCCUUGAUGCAAUGCAGGAAGCCAAGAUGACAGUCUUUGCUGGUCGCCAAGUAUUUGUGGGUAAAGAGCCACUCCCAGCUUGUGUCAUUGGAGAAAGCGAGGGUGACUACUCUGUGGCCCGUGUGCUCCUGGAGGACAAUGUUACAUUACCACCAGAGAGUGAAUGCAUUGUCUGGGGAAAAGUUGAUAGACCCAAACCUGGGCUUCCAGCUGUCCUGGAACCACUUAACAUAACAGAAGCUGUCUCAUCAGGAAGUGUUGCCAUCUACAUGGACCCCAGAGUCCCAGUUCGACUUUGUAACUUCUCAAAUACCAACGCAUCACUGUCCUGUGGAGUGUGUGUUGGCAUUCUGGUUGAAACCUUCCCGGAUGACCCCCUUAUAAUGUUGGAUUUGGAUGAUAAACAACAACCAACUAUGGGCGUGGAAGAGAACAGUCAUACGGAUAGACCAAAGGUGGGAAGAGUUGAGAAAAAUGCUCUAGACCUACCAGAACACCUACAAGCCCUCUAUACAACAUCCAGUGAGGCGCUCAGUGAAGAUCAGCGGGUGAGACUAAUUGAGCUUCUCUUAAAAUACCAGUCUCUGUUUGCAGCCAAUGAUUCAGAUCUUGGCCAACUAUCUGCUGUUACUCACAAGAUAAACACUGGUGACGCAAGACCUGUACGGCAGCCAGUCAGACGGACACCAUUGGGCUUUCAGGGUGAAGAUGAAAGGCAUCUCAAGGACAUGUUGGAAGCUGGAGUAGUGGUACCAUCAUCUUCUGAGUGGGCUUCGCCAGUGGUACUCAUUCGCAAAAAAGAUGGAGGGGUGCGCUGGUGUGUGGACUAUCGACGCCUAAAUGACCUCACUCUGAAGGACGCUUAUCCACUGCCGAAGAUGGAAGAGUGUCUUGAUGUGCUAGGAGAGGCUACCAUCUUCUCUACCCUCGAUCUCCAAUGUGGGUACUGGCAGAUUUCUGUAGACCCAAGUGAUCGCUGCAAAACAGCAUUUAUCACCCGUUAUGGCCUCUAUGAAUAUACCAGGAUGCCCUUUGGCCUAUGUAACGCACCUGGCACCUUUCAGAGGGCUAUGGAGCUUGUUUUGCGAGGGUUCCAGUGGAAGAUCCUCCUUAUCUACUUGGAUGACAUUAUUGUACUGGGCAGAGGUGUGGAACAAAACCUGAAACAUUUGGCUGAUGUUUUUGAACGUCUCCAUAGCUACGGCCUAAAGCUGAAGCCAAAAAAAUGUCAACUCCUAAGAGACAAAGUUCUCUUCCUUGGACAUGUGGUCAGCGGAGAGGGAAUAAGUCCCAACCCAGAGCUGAUUAAAGAUAUACAGGAGUGGCAGCCUCCUACUAAUACACAGCAGCUGCAGGCUUUUCUAGGACUAUGCAACUAUUACCGCCGGUUUGUCUCUGGUUUUGCAGAGCUUGCUGCUCCUCUUAACAGUCUCCUGAAGAAAAAAGCUGAGUUCGAGUGGGGUGAGGCCCAGCAAAAAGCCUUCCUGCAACUGAAAGGGGGACUGACUGUCGCACCUGUCCUGGCUUACCCAGCAGCUGAAGGUGACUACAUCCUGGACACUGAUGCUUCCAGUUUUAGCAUUGGUGCAGUGUUGUCACAGGUCCAGUGGGGGGAGGAAAGAGUCAUCGCAUAUGCAAGCAACCACCUCACUCCUACACAGCAGAGAUAUUGUGUGACCAGAAGAGAGCUGUUGGCAAUCGUAAAAUACACAAGACAGUUCCGCCACUUCCUCCUGGGCAGGAAGUUCCUUCUCCGAACAGACCAUGGAAGUCUAGCUUGGCUCUUUCGCUUCAAACACCCUGAAGGCCAACUGGCUCGAUGGCUGGAAGAACUAAGUCAGUAUGAUUUUGACAUUGAACACCGCUCUGGUCUGCAACACUCAAAUGCUGAUGCACUCUCAAGACAGGUUCCAGAUGGGUCAACAAACUGUGACUGUUAUCAAGCGGGCAAGGAUGUAAUGGAGCUCCCCUGCAGAGGAUGUUCUCACUGUCAAAGACUGCACAAACAGUGGGCCAGAUUUGAGGAAGAUGUUGAUGAUGUUGUCCCACUCGUCAUAAGGCAUGUGACAGGGGAAGUUGGAAACAUCACACAGGAGCAGCACCAAGCCGAAGCUGGGAUUCAAAUUCCCCAAAUAAAUUGGAUGCAAACUCUUAGCAGCCAGCAGCUUUCAGCAGCACAGAAAGAGGACACUGUACUUUCCAUCCUACAUAACUGGAAGGAAUCAGGGAGUCUUCCAACAAAGGAUGAAGUUGCGAUUGAGAGCCCAGCAGUUAGAAAAUACUGGCUCUGCUGGCCACAGAUAGAACUCCAUCAAGGGGUCCUAUAUUAUCGCUGGGAAAAUGUGAAUAGCUUAAAACCUUCCCUCCUGCUGUUGGUCCCUGCUUCAUUGCAAAUGGAGGUCAUGCAGGCCUGCCAUGACCCACCACUCUCAGGGCAUCUAGGUGAAACAAAGACCCUUCAACGUCUCAGGCAGAGCUUCCAUUGGCAUGGCAUGGGAAGUGACCUCCAUAAAUACAUCCAACAAUGCCCCCAGUGCAAAGGUCUGAAGUCGAGCAGCCCCUCGAAGAGAGCUAAGCUACAAAGUUACCAGGCAGGAGCACCAAUGGAUCGGUUGCACCUUGACAUAUUGGGCCCCUUUCCCAUCUCAAGCUCUGGAAACAAGUAUAUUCUUGUCAUCAUGGAUCAGUUUACAAGGUGGGUUGAGGCUUUCCCGGUUCCAGACCAAGGAGCAGAAACAACUGCCAGAAUGUUAGUCAACAACUUCCUAGCUCGUUUUGGGGCCCCGUUAGAGCUCCAUACAGAUCAAGGCCGCAACUUCGAAAGUGUGCUUUUCAAAAGAAUUUGUCAACUUUUCCAGAUCUCCAAAACCAGAACCACUCCGUACCAUCCUGCUUCAAACGGCCAAGUGGAACGAUUUAACCGCACCCUUCUGCAGAUGAUUCGCUGCUACGUAGACCAAAAUCAGAAGAACUGGGACGAACAUUUGCCUCUUCUAACAGCUGCAUAUCGCAGUGCACAGAACUCCAGCACUGGAUUCUCACCAAAUAUGCUGAUGCUGGGGAGAGAAGUUCAUCAGCCACAAGACCUCUGGCUUGGCCUUGCAGAACAAACUUGGAGUGAAAAGGACCCCCUGGAGUAUGCUCAUGACCUUGGAAAGACCCUUGGUGAAGUCCAUGACAUGGCACGGCAGCAUCUCCGCGGAGCUCAGCUUAGACAGAAGAGGACCCAUGACCUGCGUGCCAAAGAAUGCAGUUACAACAUAGGGGACCUGGUCUAUGUGAAGGACAAUACAAAGAAGUUGGGGUUUAGUCCCAAAUUGCAGCCCCCCUGGAAAGGCCCAUGCAUUAUUAAAGCCCAGCUUGGACCUGUACUAUAUGAGAUCUUAACGCAACGUGACAAAAAGGUCAUGCACCAUGAUCAGUUGAAGCCUUACACCAGCAAUGUCAUACCAGCAUGGAUCAGACGACAAAGACAUGUGGUCCUUCCUGAGUACCAAGAGGUAGUUCCAUUACCCAAACACAUGACUAGUUCCUCUACACCAGCACCAGAUGAGCUUGGAAGUGACAGCGGAAGGAAAGCUCUGGUUGGGUCUCCGGAACUGCUAAGGCCAAAGGGCAAGCGUCAGGUUGCAGCCCGCAGAAGAAGGCUGGCGAGACACCGGCAGCAAGAUGAACUACAUACCUCCGGAUCUGAAGAAGACAAACAGGAACCCCGUAUUCAAAAGACUCUUAAGGGUCGAGAAAUACGGGUCCCUGCCCGCUAUCAAAAUGACUGGACUGAAUAAGAGAUUAGUUAAGAGAUUAGUUAAGUUGCAGUUCCAAGCAGAAUGUUGUGAAUGUGUAUUUGGUUUGAAACUUAGCAUGCCAGAGUAGUUUGAUGUUCUUUGAAAGGGGGGGUAGUGUAGUGAUUGUGUGUUUCCCCUUAUGCCAGUAUUAUUUCCCGUACUUGCGAGGCUGAUCUGAGGAAGUGCGUUACUGUGCAUUUAUUUCGUUAGCGGAACUCUGCAUGCAGCGGUUGUGUGUUCCAGGGGGAGGGUUUUGUCGAGGGAACUUUGUUUUGUGUUGAUGCUCGCUGACUCUGGUGUGGACGUGUAAAGUUCGUCUGCAUCGGCGUUAGAGCACAUAAACCACUCAGUUGUACUCCUGUUCGCUAUCUUCAUUAAAGGAAGAUCAACAUUAUCUCCUCCUGGAGUGGUUUUU
This is a messenger RNA of Poeciliopsis prolifica (blackstripe livebearer), 5557 nucleotides long. RefSeq lists its product as uncharacterized. Lineage: Eukaryota; Metazoa; Chordata; Actinopteri; Cyprinodontiformes; Poeciliidae. Gene Ontology annotation, biological process: proteolysis; DNA integration. Gene Ontology annotation, molecular function: zinc ion binding; nucleic acid binding; aspartic-type endopeptidase activity. The transcript has a single exon. The coding region runs from base 1 to 5142 and encodes 1713 amino acids. The record is from RefSeq and is a predicted model, not a curated record.